GAGCUCGGAGCAGCACGCGGCUCGAGCUCGAGCUGCUCUCUGCUCUUUGCAGACUCUUUGCUGUGUGUGUGUCAUAGGUUACGACGUUUGAGUGUAAACAACGAUGGCUGCCCUGCGCAGGCUUAUCCCUUUAUUCACUAACAGCUUUAAAACGGGGACUCUUACGACGCGGAAACAACAAACGUCCUCGAAGGCGACAAAAGCGCUGAAAGUUGUCGCCGCUGGAGCAUGCGUCACAGCCGCGGCCGGUGCUGCUUAUUACUGCUGUUCGUUUGUCGGUAGGCGCUCCGGGUUGAAGAGCCAUGUCGAGGCUCGACUCUUUCAUCUGGCGUUACCAUCAGUUUCAGCCACCGAUAAGGCCCGGAGCUAUGGUCUGGAUGAUGGAGAUGUGUACAUGUCGUCCUAUGAAAACAGAUUUCGCCUGUUCAGUUCGGUGGAGUACGAGGGCCAGCUCUACAUGACGCCACUCAACUUCAUCGAGUCCGUCACUUUGAAUGAACCUAAGAGGAGGAGAGCAUGGAAGUCCCUCACAAAACAGGACUUAGACAAGAUGCUGGCUGAUACUCCGCCUGUUUGGAAAGGAUCAUCUAAUUUGUUUAGAAAUCUUCAUGAACGAGGUAUCCUCAGUUACACAGAGUACCUCUUCCUGCUCUGCAUUUUAACAAAGCCCCAUGCAGGCUUCAGGAUUGCUUUCAACAUGUUCGAUGCAGAUGGCAAUGAAAUGGUGGACAAAAGGGAGUUCUUGGUGCUGGAAGAAAUUUUCCGUACGAAAAAGCACAGAAAGGAAGUUGCUGAAGACGUGGAAAGAUUUGACCAGAAGAGCCUGCAGCUGUACGGUCAACCCAAAUCCCAGCCGCACAGUGUUUUUAAAAAAGACAGUCAGCAUGCGGAGGCCCGGGGCAUGUGGGAUGUUCUCAGACGUGGCACAAGUCAAGUUCUGUUUUCUGAUCUCACUGAGCAUGUGGAUGAAAGAAAAGAGACGACGCUGCUGGUGCAUUUCUUUGGGAAAAAAGGCAAAGCCGAGUUGAAAUUUGAAGACUUUUACGAGUUCAUGGACAACCUGCAGACAGAGGUGCUUGAGAUAGAGUUCCUCUCCUACUCCAAAGGCCUGCCCACCAUCAGCGAGGAAGAUUUUGCUCGGAUCCUCCUUCGCUUUACCAAAGUGGACGACGUCAGCGAGUAUUUGGAGAACGUGCGCCACAGCCUGCCGGACGAAAAGGGAAUCACCUUUGAGGAGUUCAGGUCCUUCUUCCAGUUCCUAAACAACCUGGAGGAUUUUGCCAUCGCCAUGCAAAUGUACAACUUUGCCAACCGUUCCAUUGGUCAAGAGGAGUUUACCCGCGGCGUCUACGUUGCUACGGGCAUCAAGCUGACCCGCCACUUGGUCAACACGGUCUUUAAGAUUUUCGACGAGGAUCGCGACGAUAAACUCAGCCACAAGGAGUUCAUUGGCGUCAUGAAGGACCGGCUGCACCGCGGUGGCGGGGGCAUCAGAGUGGAGGAGAAGUUUACCUCUUUUAAGUCCUGCAUGAAGAAGGAGCUUUCAGGCAAAUAGGUGAAAAUCCCAUCAUCAGUGCAUGUCUUAACUGGACGAGCUGUGCGUCCUCUGUGCUCCCUAUCAGGACAGAAGGGUGAACGCUUGUUGCAGCAUUUUAUUGCACUAUGUUAGAAUUUCUUUUUUAAAUAAACAGGAUGUGGCACAAACAGGAUGUGGCCAGCCUAAUUGGAAGCUGUUGCAAACAAACAAGAAUGACCCAUUAUGAACCUAAAUCCAUUUAACACAAUGUUGCUGGACUCUAAAUUGGAGGAAACAGUUUGUUUAACUGUUUUUGCCUGAUAUUUAACUAUUUAUUGAUUAAUCUACUUGUAAAUAUAUUUAUUAGUUUAAGAUUGAAGAAAACUGAUUUUAUUUAUUUAUCUAAAAGUCUAACAUUGUCUUAUUGCUGCUCUGCCAGUGUGUGCGGUUCAGUUUGAUUCUGCUUGUGUUCCCGAGCUUGAUUCUGUACGGCGGCAGCAUUGCUCACAUACUUUGUUCUUCUGUUGGUCCUGCAGCCCCCUGCACAGAUCAGCUUAGGACAGCAGCUCCCCUGCUCCUUCCUCCUCCUCUCUCCCAAAGCACUGCAGCUAAAAUCCGCCAGGAUCCCCCAGAGCCAGCAGGCCUGAACAAACACACUCAGUCUGGGGCUUUUUCACUGUUUAACUACAGGCAGCUAACAGUGUUAAUCAUUUCUUAGCUAGUACAAGACAAGUGCUAUGUCCAUGCCAUUGGCAGGAAUGACCUCUUUAUGAACAAAAAUGUAAAAUAGUAAAGCCAUAUGUUUGUUCCACUCCUGGGACAAUCCGCUUAAAUUAGCUUUAGCAAUAUAUUAAAAUGACCUUCCCUUUAUGCUCUGUGAGAGUUUACACUCUUCUUAUAGAAAUCCUCACUUGUACUACUGAACAUGUUACUGUGGAAUUCUUGAUGACUGGUGUUUCCUGGUGUAAUGUUUGCUUUGGGUGGAGUUAUGUCCUGAAAAAAAGAUAAAAUGUUACAUGCUUUAAUAUUAAGCAAACUUAUUUCAUUUAGGAUGUUUGGAUUAGUUAGUCUACCUCUUGAAUAGUUUUGGAAAUGAAAUGUCAUUCUUUUAAAUCAGGUCCUGACUGUUACACUGACGCAUUUAUAAUGACAUGGUACAAUAAAUAUCAUAUAAAAUA
Sander lucioperca (pikeperch) is the source of this 2694-nucleotide messenger RNA. RefSeq names its product mitochondrial calcium uptake family, member 3b (gene micu3b). The transcript is spliced from 15 exons. Bases 104 to 1555 code for a protein of 483 amino acids. Lineage: Eukaryota; Metazoa; Chordata; Actinopteri; Perciformes; Percidae. Gene Ontology annotation, cellular component: uniplex complex. Gene Ontology annotation, biological process: mitochondrial calcium ion homeostasis; calcium import into the mitochondrion. The record is from RefSeq and is a predicted model, not a curated record. Gene Ontology annotation, molecular function: calcium ion binding.